UGAAAACCUCUGUCUUUUGAUAUUGCGCGGUGGCUCCAUGGACCAAAUUGACCGAACGUGCCAUGGCCAGGCGCGCGAGCUCUACACGCGGGUCGUCCACGAGAUCUGCGGCGAAGGCUUCGCCAACGACCUGCUCCCAGGCCGCGACGCUGCCUUCUACGUGGCGCUGCAGGAGGCAUGGAUGGCCAAGCUCGCCGAGCACAUGGCUUUGCCAGCGCUCAAGGUCGAUGAACCCGCGCCAGCGCCAGGAGAGCCCGAUGCAGCGAACGCAGAGGAAGAAGAGACAAAAGAAGCACCUGUGCAAGACGCUGAGGAAGCUCGCGUGGACGAGCCGGUCGACGUGUCUGCUGCCACCAGCGACGAGCCGGUAGAAGCACCUACUGCCACCGCAGACGAGUCAAUCGAAGAGCUUGCCGUCAUCCCAGACGAGGCGCCCGUUGAAGCGCCUGCCGUUCUCCCGGACGAGAUGCCGGCGGAUGAGCUCAUCAACGCGCCCGCCGACGAGCCUUCACACGCACCUGUGGACGCAUCUCCCGAGCUACCUGUGGUGGUCCCCGAAGCGGCUCCAAUGCAAGCGACAGCGUGCGACGCAUCCAGCGAAUCUGACGAGUCGGAGCCAGCACCAGCUUCACGCCCGCCGUCGCCGUUGGUCCCGCAUCGGUUGCCCCUGAUGCGCCCGCCCGUCAACCUCUUCAACAUUGGCCGUCCUGCCUCCUAUAUGAGAAACCCACACGCCGACAAGCCACCAGUGCCCAUCAUAGUCCAUGUACCGGCACCGAUACGCCGCAAGGAAACACCUGCAAAAGAGCCCCCAAAAAAGAAGCGUCGCGCGACCAAGACGCCGAAAGCAGCGUCCACUGCAGCAAGCGUACCCGCAACCACCGAUGAUGUUGUCGAGCCAGAGGCAGCUGUCACCGGCGCGACGCCAGCCACCGAGCUCUCGUCCGAUGCUCCCCCAACAAGCAACGCGCCUCCCGACACCAACACAACCAACGAGUCUACAGCCGAAUCAAGCGCGCAUACGGCCAGUGUGCCUGUCGUCGUUCCACCUCUGGCCCCCAUCGACUUUGCGUGUGGCAACUGGCUUGGGAUUUACACGUCGAUGGCCCAACGCGGCCGGCGCAAGGAAGGCAUCUACCGACUCGGGCUCAAAGCGACGCUCCUCCGACUCUAUGUGCAGGUGACACCACGCUUGCUCGUCCAGCACGCCUACGUCCGCGACGGCAACAAUAUUGUCCGCGUCCUUGUUGACCAGCAGCGUGACGACGACCUCGUCAUUCGACUCCCAACGGGGACCACCGAGACACUGCCGUAUGGGCGUGUGUGCAUCGCAGUCGACUACUUUACAUCGCGCGGCGAGGCCCAGCUGCAACUGCCGCAAUAAGCCAACUCUAAGAUCUUUAGUCGGUCAAGUUUCGCGAUGACAAU
Molecule: messenger RNA, 1428 nt
Organism: Saprolegnia diclina VS20
Lineage: Eukaryota; Oomycota; Saprolegniomycetes; Saprolegniales; Saprolegniaceae
Exons: 4
Coding region: 38-1384 (448 amino acids)
Source: RefSeq, a predicted model, not a curated record